Molecule: messenger RNA, 3150 nt
Organism: Meriones unguiculatus (Mongolian gerbil)
Lineage: Eukaryota; Metazoa; Chordata; Mammalia; Rodentia; Muridae
Molecular function (GO): oxidoreductase activity, acting on the aldehyde or oxo group of donors, NAD or NADP as acceptor; NAD binding
Source: RefSeq, a predicted model, not a curated record
CCCGCUGACAUCAUAUGGAAUGAGACUGGUACCAAGUGUGUUGUGGGUUCUACUGAUGCUUUCAUCACCAUCGAGAAGGCUGAAGCCCACUUGAAGAAUGGCAUCGUUAUCUCUGCCCCUUCUGCCGAUGCCCCCAUGUUGGUGGGUGUGAACCAUGAGAAGUGUGGCAGCUCACUCAAGACUGAAAGCAAUGCUUCCUGCACCACCAACUUCACACCCCUGGCCAAGGUCAUCCAGGACAAGUUUGGCAUUGUGAAAGGACUCAUGACAACGUUCAGGGUCGCUGUCACCCGGAAGACUGUGGGUAUCCCCUCUGGGAAGCUGCACUGUGAUGGCCAUGAGGCUACUCAGAACAUCAUACCUGGAAUCAGUGCUGACAAGGCUACGGAGAAGGUCAUCUCAGGGCUUAACAAGAAACUCACUGGCCUGGCCUUCCCUGUUUCUACCCUCGAUGUGUACGUGGUAGACCUGACAUACCUCAUGGAGAAAGCUGUCAAGUGUGAUGACAUCAGGAAGGUGGUAAAGCAGGCAUCUGAUGUCCGAAUAAAGGGCAUCCUGGGCUACAACGAGGACCAGGUUGUCUCUUGAGACUUUAACAGUGAUGUCCACUCUUCCACCUUUCAUGCUGGGGUUGGCAUUGCUUUCAAGGACAACUUUAUUUGCUUGCAGACUGCGCAGGCAGGGAAGGGACCUUGUUCCCGGAAGAUGGAAGAUCGCCCACGGCCUGGCACAAUGCCGAGAGCCUGGGAAGGAGCGGGCGGGCGGGCAGGCGGCGAGCCCAAGAGGGAGCGCGCGGCGGGCUCCUGGGAGCGUGCCCGGACUGCGGCGCUGCUCCACUCGGCCGCCUGGCGCCGCGGGGCCCGGAUCGGUUCAGCGGGGCUCGGGUGCGACACGGGCGCCCCGCGACCCUGCGGGGGUGGCAUAGCCUUGCGAGCCGACCGCGGGAGGCCGGCGCAGGAGCGGAGGAGCAGACCCCGGAGGCGGCCCCGCGGCCCCUUGGCGGAACCCGGGAGAGUCCCUCCAUGGAACGCCCAACGGGCCACCACUAGGGGACCCCCCUGCAGCAAAGGCAGCCUCAGUAUAGAGGACACCUUUGAGAGCAUCAGUGAGCUGGGACCUCUGGAGCUGAUGGGCCAGGAACUGGACCUGGCCCCGUACAGUCCUCUCUGCAAGUCUCAGUCGGCCAACUCUCUGAACUCCAUUUCCUCUGUGAGCAACACCUUUGGGCAGGAUUUCACCCUGGGCCAGGGCCAGGUAGAGGUGGGCAUGGACUAUGAUGCAGGCUCCCACACCCUCCACGUGGCAGUGCUGCAAGGCAAGGACCUCCUGGAGCGUAAGGAGGCCACCUUCGAGUCCUGCUUCAUGCGUGUCAGCCUGCUGCCAGAUGAACAGAUCGUGGGCAUCUCCCGGAUCCUUUUGUCAAAGUAUACCUGCUUCAGGAUGGGAGAAAGAUGAGCAAGAAGAUGGCCGUGAAGAGGGAUGACCCCAACCCAGUGUUUAAUGAAGCCAUGAUCUUCUCUGUACCAGCCAUUGUGCUACAGGUGUGGAUAUGAGGCUGCUUUAGCUUGUCCACAGCAGCAGACUAUUUGCCUCAUGCAGGCUCUGAGGAGGCCUCGAUCUUUGCCAGCUGCAGAUAGUUUAAUUCUGAGGACUCCGGAGAGGGAAUAAAUUAAAUGCCAGAGGCCUCUGAGGAAGAAGGCUGCUGCUGGUCCCUGAUGCGGCUACUGGUUGCUGAUGCAGUUUGAUGAAAAGAAGUUGGAGAUAUCCUGACAGUGAAGACUGGACUCUCAGAACUCCUUCUCCAGCACCAUGUCUGCCUACAUGCCACCAUGCUGCUCAGCACGACAAGAAUGAACUGAACCUCUGAAGCGGUCAGCCAGCCCCAAUGAAAUCCUUUCCUCUAUAAAAGGCACCUUUGGUCAUUGUGUCUCUUCACAGCAAUAAAACCCUAAGAGACAGCUAGCCACCUUCCCCAGAAACUCCUAUGGGUUAGCUGUAAGAGAGGGGAGGGUGGAGAGGUGCCUCAGAGUUUAAGAACACUGGCUGUUCUUCCAAAGCUCCUGAGUUCAAUUCCUAGCAACCACAUGGUGGCUCAUACCCAUCUCUAGUGAGAUCUGGUGCCCUACUGUGGCAUGUAGGCACACAUGCAGGCAGAGUACUGUAUAAAUAAUAAAUAAAUAAAUAAGGAAAGCGCAGUACUAGAGUGGGUACUUGUGAGCAUGCACACAUUAGUGAAGGUCCUUGAAGAUGCUUUGGCCUCUAAUCUCCAUCAUGCAGAGGCUGGAAUUACAUUCAGGUGGUUGUGAGCAGCCAGAGGUGGAUGACAGAAGAGACCUCAGAUCCUCUACAAAAGCAAUAUAUACACUUAACUGCCGAGCCACCUCUCCAGCGCCCAAUUCUUCCAUUUUUGUGUUUUUGUUUGUGAGACUGGGUUUCUCUAUGUAGCCCUGGCUGUCUUGGAACUCUCUGUGCAGACCACACUAUCCUGGAACUCAAGCCCACUUCUGUCUCAUAAGUACUGCAAUUAAAGGUGUGCCACAGCACUGCUCUCAAUUCUUAAGUCUUUAAUCUGUGUUGUCUGAGAAAUAUGAGACUUCUCUUGGGCCUGCUCUGCCCUGGGUAGACUUGAAUCAUCCCUUUGUCCAGCAAAGCCAUGUUCCCCACCUGCUAGUCACUUGGAGUCUCUUAUCAGAGACUGUACCAGUAACACAAAACUUUUGUUCAGGCAACCCUCAUUUACUUAAAAAUGGUCCCAAAGUGCAAGAGCACACUUCCUUUAAGCAAUAGUUCUUGACUUAAAAAGAAUAUCUUGCCAGGCUCGGUAGAGCACGCCUUUAAUACCAGCACUCAGGAAGGCAGAGGAAGGUGGACUGAUCUGAGUUCGUAGCCCAUCCUGGUCUACAAAGCAAUCCAGGAUGGCCAAGGCUACACAAAGAGACCCUGUCUUGAAAGACGAAAAAAGAGGGACUAGAGAUGGCUCAGAGGUAAAGAGCACUAGCAGCUCUUCCUAGAGGUCAUGAGUUCAAUUCCCAGCAACCAGGUGGUAGCUCAUAACAAUUUGUAAUGAGAUCUGGUGCCCUCUUCUGGUGUGCAGAUGUAUAUGCAGACAGAACACUGUGUACAUAAUAAAUAAAUAAAACUUAAAAAAAA